Messenger RNA from Hyla sarda, 1432 nucleotides. It is a transcript of the gene MZT2B, whose product is annotated as mitotic spindle organizing protein 2B. Lineage: Eukaryota; Metazoa; Chordata; Amphibia; Anura; Hylidae. The transcript has 4 exons. Gene Ontology annotation, cellular component: spindle; centrosome. Bases 150 to 812 code for a protein of 220 amino acids. The record is from RefSeq and is a predicted model, not a curated record.
CUGGAAGCGUAGUGUGACGGCGGCCUUGGGCGGGAAAGUAGGACUGACGGCCGCUGUCGGAGCUUCGUCCAGCCCGUUGUUCACACCGUGUGACCGGCUAUCUUCUGUCCUUCACAGGGGCCGUGUGAGGAGAGCGGCGGUCUGCAGCAAUGGCCGCGCCUCCGCCCGCUCCCGGCCUAGACGCUGUGGUGACGGUGAGCGGCUCGGUGCAGAAGUACGUGAGUAAGAAGAAGAAGGUGCUGACGGCGGAGGAGGCUGAGCUGUAUGAGCUGGCGCAGGCGGCCGGCAUUAUCAUGGACCAGGAGGUGUUCAAAAUAAUUGUGGAUUUAUUAAAGAUGAAUGUGGCUCCGCUGGCAGUGUUCCAGAUGCUGAAAUCCAUGUGUGCUGGACACAGGCUUACAGAUCCUGUCUCUGCUGAGGCAAAUUCUGCUGCCUUACUGACUACACAUUCAGAUACAAGAGAACUUCCAUUUCUCACAGUCAAGAACAGUAAAAUUCCAGCUCCACACUCCUUUUCCUCUUCUUAUCUUCGAGCACCAAGAAUUAAAGGAGCUAAGAUUGUGGUCUACAGCCCUGUCGAUGCUUGUUCAGCUCUUACUCAAGGUCCCCCUGGUUCCUUCCAGCUUUCUUGCUGCCUGUUCUCACCAUUUGCAGGAAGAAAUAAACUGAACCCUCCAACAAAUGCAAGUCAAGGCCCAGCUGAACGGAGCAGUCGCGAAGGGUCAAGUCAGCGAGUGCCCCGCCAGUCUAGUGCUAGUCGUAUGCAGAAGAGCAGCAGCUCAGGGAAAAGCAGUGGAGGAAGCAGCACAUAGUGCAUUGUGUUCAUAAUCCAAAGAAUUGCAGCAUUCACACUGCAUUCACAACUGAAAGCGUUCGCUUCAUUUACUGCAGCAUAAGUAGGGGGUGGUCCUUUAUGACAAUCCUUCCCAAAACUGUAUAAAAGGUUUAUUUAAAAUCUAGCUGAAUUACAGAUCAGAAGCAAAAGCUACUACUGAGAUGAAGUAUCAGUUGCUUUAUUUUAACUAAUGCCAAGUCUUACUGAUAUGUUCUCUUCGUAGGAUUUUCCCUAAUGUCUUGUUAAGUACUGUUUAUGUGCCUUCCUAUUGUGUUUAUAGGGUGUGUUUUAGCCUGAUUUGCUGCUAGUCCAGCUGUGUAAACCUCUGGCAACCAUGUAGUACUUGGGUGUAACAAAUCUGUUUACAUGCGAUAGUUAUCGUUGUUAGUGCUCAUAGUCUUCUAAAUAGAAAGUGCUGAUGGCAUUUGGGCCUUUAAAUACUGUGCACAUGGAACUGUGGAGUCUGUAAGCCAAACUUCCAACUCUGUCCCAUCUAUAAAUGGCUCAUGUUUAAAGGGGUAGUCCAGUGGUGAGAAACUUAUCCCCUAUCCUAAGGAUAGGGGGAUAAGUUUGAGAUCGCAGGGGGUCCGACAGCUG